GGGUGCCGACGUCCUCACGCUCAGUUAACCAUCUGCCCACGCCAGGAUGCAGAGAAAUGUUCCCGCCUGUUUGCCAUCACCGCUUUGUUAACUGCUGGUGGAUGUAGAGGAUUGGGUUUCAAGUUCCGUCUUCUUACUGUGCGAUAUUAAGGUGUAAUUAUUUUUAUUUGUUUAAUCUCUUCCUCCUCUGGGAAGCGCCUGGUGAUCAUUUUGUGGCCACGCGCAGUAAUGCGAGCGGAAGGGGCUCGCGGACACCGGGACUGAGCGGUGGAGAUCUCGCGGACACGUUGCGCGUCUUUCUUGGACACAUCUCGGAGAUAAACUGCGCUUUGGCUUUUUCUCAGCCUGCGCGUCUUUUCUUGGCUUUGAGAUGUCUGAAAGAAAUACACUGUUGCUGGAAAAGCAGGCUAAAAACGGAACGUCAAAAUAUAUGUUGGAGAGAUGCGCUUCUGUUAACGAGUAUUAUGAUAUUGCCUUCAAGGUGAUGCUGCUGGGAGACUCGUCCGUGGGGAAGACGUGCGUCUUGGUGCGCUUUAAAGACGGGGCAUUUCUGGGAGGCAACUUUAUAGCCACCGUUGGAAUAGACUUUAGGAAUAAAGUGGUGGAUGUCGACAACCUGAAAGUCAAACUCCAGAUCUGGGAUACAGCGGGCCAAGAGAGAUUCCGAAGCGUAACGCACGCCUACUACAGAGAUGCCCAGGCGUUACUUCUGCUCUAUGAUAUCACCAGUAAGAUGUCGUUUGACAAUAUCAGGGCUUGGCUGACUGAAAUUCACGAGUAUGCCCAGAAGGAUGUGGUCAUCAUGUUGCUCGGCAACAAGGCAGACGCUGCUGCAGAGAGGGUCGUGAAGACGGAGGAUGGAGAGAGGCUGGCGAAGGAAUAUGGUGUACCAUUUAUGGAGACCAGUGCGAAGACAGGAGUCAAUGUGGAGCUGGCCUUUCUCGCUAUAGCAAAGGAGCUGAAGCACAGAGCCACCCAGCAGCAGAAUGAGCCCAAGUUCCAGAUACACGACUACAUCGAGGCUCAGAAGCACAAGUCGAGCUGCUGUGGCCACAUGUAGCUGACACUGAUCUCCAGGCAGAGACACGCAGAGAGAGAAGGAGGGGGAGGAAGGGAAGGAGUUGGAUCGAGGUAAAAAUAAAAAUAAAGUCUGCUCUCUUACAUAAAAGCCAAUCCCAGCACCAAACCCGAGAAGCGGACGACCUCGUCUCCACCACCGGGCUUUAAGCUCCAAUGGAAAGUGAAUCUGGAUUGGCAGCCAUCCCUUAUCUGAAAUGUGAAUUUGAAACUCUUUGUAUGUCAUUUGUAGAAAUGUGUGUGGUCUUUGUAGUGACAGUUGUAUCAAAUUACAAGUCAGGAGUUGCAAUCAGAAAUACAAUAUCUCCAGGGACACGGAAAAAACAUAAUUAUCUUUCUAUUCUAAAUAGCUGCAAACACAUCAUUUGUCGUUUUGGAUGGAAACUAUGGCACUCUUGUGAUUGAUGUUUGGACAUUGAGUUUCAGUGCAACAUUUUCAAACAUGAACACACUGUGCUCUAAAUGCAGCAUGGUUUUCGGCAGGCCUAGGUGUUGUGUUUACUGCCAUAUAAUGGAAAUAGAUCCUAGCGUUUCUUGGCUCUUGCAAAUUAUAUUGCAACUGGCUGGGGUCAAGAUGCGAGUCAACCAAGUGUGCUGCAGGAAUAAGUCCGAAACCCAUCAAAUGUGUUAGCGUUUUUGCAAUACGUUUUUUUUGUGCUAGUUAUUCCUACUUAACUUUUACAACUCGUAGAUUCAUCAAUGAAUCACGCUGAAAGGAAAAGCUUUUGUAAUGCAGAUAAGGAUUUCUGAUGUUGAGAUCAUGGAACCGUGGUUGCUUUUCACUGCUUGAAAUUGCAUUUAUGUUUCAAAAAUCAUAACAGCUAAUGUUCUUUGUGAACAUUACCUUGCUGAACAAAAAAAAAAACGUUUGUUUGCCAGCUACCUACAAAAAUACUUCACCCCUGCCGCACAGCAGAGAAUAAGCCUGCGAGGCGUCUGUUAACUUUUUGAGUUUUAUUUGUUCUAGCAGCAGACACUGAAAAACGGAGUUCGAUCAAAUUCUCACAAGUGCCACAUUUUUCAUCCUGCAGUCUGAAGAGCCUGACUCAUGAUUAAUGGAAGUUCAAUACGACUGUUGGUGUAGAUAUCGCAUUUUGCCCUGCAGCUCUUAGUUUGUUUCCAUCCCUGUUUUACCAGGCUGUGAACUGAACCCCUUUUGGCCUUACAGUCUUACCCUUUGAUAAAUCAGUGUGUUUGAGAAGUGGACGUCAGUCUCACAGUCAGAUUGUAGCUCAAAUGAUCCUGUCUGUUCACAUCUGUAUUGCUGUUAGGUGGAAUAAAGCCACUUUUUGCUGUGUGUUUGUCUGUACAUUCAAUUCAGGGCCAGUGACACUUAAUUUAAAGUACUGUUCAUGUAAAUGUGCUGGUUGAGCAACCCACUGUCACACCAGGCUUCAUACAAAGAGAUCAUUAUCAUUACUUUCUCAUCUUUUGGUUAGAGAUACCUUUGCAUGCUAUUUACAUUUUAACCAUCCGCAAAACACGGACGUGCUCGCAGAACUCCCAGAACAUUGAUGUGUCUCCUCUAAGGAUGGAUGUUGUUGUGUCGACUGUACCCAAGCUGUAUUUGUUCACGCUCCACAUUUUGUAACUUGUUUCUUUGUACAAUGUUCAUUAUGAAUGUUUGCUUGUGGAAUUUAGCUGGCUGUCACAUUCGUCCCUCUUCUGAGGCGUCACAGUGAUCACAAAGUGCCAUGAAAAAGUGCUUUGUUAUCAUAUUAGAUAUAUAAAAAAAAGUAUAUUUUGUAAUGUAUUUGGUGUUUUUUAUUGAAGUCAGUCUCAUCUGUGUGUUUUGUGUGUGUAUGUUGGGGUUUUGGAGGGUUGGGAGUGACAGGGUGUGUUGAGGUUAAUGAGCCACCGUGUGGCAGCAGCUACCCUGUGUAUAUUCUAACAUGUUGCUCUAGAGAUUGUUUUAUCAAUUAGACAACCUGUAGAUUCAGGGUUGUGCUGUCUAUUUUAUUCCAAUAUAGAGAUCUACUGUUUUUGAAAGGAUGCUGAAAAUCUGUAUAGUGAUGUUUUGUAAGUGCUGUGGUUGUUUUAAUGUGUUAGGUAAAGUUAUUAUGAUAUACUUGGAGGACAUUUUCAAUUCCCUGCACUGGGCUGCACGCACACCUGAAUGCAGCUCACCCACU
This is a messenger RNA of Notothenia coriiceps (black rockcod), 3209 nucleotides long. RefSeq names its product ras-related protein Rab-37. Gene Ontology annotation, molecular function: GTPase activity; GTP binding. Lineage: Eukaryota; Metazoa; Chordata; Actinopteri; Perciformes; Nototheniidae. The coding region runs from base 371 to 1060 and encodes 229 amino acids. The transcript has 9 exons. The record is from RefSeq and is a predicted model, not a curated record.